This is a messenger RNA of Rhodotorula graminis WP1, 807 nucleotides long. RefSeq lists its product as uncharacterized. Bases 1 to 807 code for a protein of 268 amino acids. Lineage: Eukaryota; Fungi; Basidiomycota; Microbotryomycetes; Sporidiobolales; Sporidiobolaceae. The transcript is spliced from 3 exons. The record is from RefSeq and is a predicted model, not a curated record.
AUGAGCUCCGAGUGGGACGAGACGUGCCUCGUGUGCUGCACCAAGACCAAGAACCGGUGCAGCAAGUGCGCCGAGGCCGGCAUCGACCUCUUCUUCUGCUCGCCCGACCACCAGAAGCUCGUCUGGAACGUCCACAAGCGCGUGUGCGGGCCGGGCAAGUCCAACCCGUUCCUGUGGCCGCUCCUGUCGGACGACGAGCUGCCCGAGAUGCUCGCGCACAUGAACGAGACGACCGGCUACUUGGUCGGGUGCGAGCCAGAGUGCAACACGGUCGCCAAGGCGCUGCAGCACGAUUUCGCCCUCCCGCCUGACAGCGUGACCCUGCUCAUCACGAGCUGCGCGCAGAGCGCGCACCCGAACGCCAGCGACCCCGGCUCCCUCGCGGUCCAGCUCGUCGUCGCCACGAUCCGCGCCCUCGAGUUCGCCCGCACGGGACAGACCGUCGUCGAUCUCGAUCUCGCCCAGUUCAUCCCACUCUCGUCCUCGUACCCGUGGAACGCGGCCUCGGUGUGGGACGUCAACGAGGCUCACGACCCGUCGACGGCGGGGCUCGAGCAGGGCACCGAGCCCUGGCGCACCAAGCUGCGCCACUACUCCCUCGCGUACAACACGGUCCUCGCCAUCGUGUACGCCGACGAGCGCACUGAGCUGGCGCGCUCGUUCGGCAAGCACCUCCAGCGCAUCGUCGACUCGAUUCGCACGUCCGUCGCCCCGUCGAACCCGACGCUGGCCACCAAGCUCCUCGAGAGGAUGGAGCUCAGCGAUGGGGUGGCCGACGUCAUACGCAGUUGCCUGAGAAGCUCGUAG